AUGGGAUGGUUGCUGUAUUUGCUGAUCCUACUACAGAUUGCGCGUGGUGCGAAGGAAUGUUUACAACAUUUUCAUACUGAUCGGUACGGUACCAAGCAAAUCACUUGUCUAUGCAAUGAAGAUUACUGUGAUAGUUUGGAUACGGUAGCACCUUUGCCAGAUGACCAGGCGUAUAUUUACAUCACCUCUAAAGCUGGAAAGCGGAUGAAUAGGACGAUAGCUAAAUUUCGUACAGGGAAUGAACGUUCGACACCUAUACUCACCGUUUACCCAACUGAACUCAAACAGCAAAUGAAAGGAUUUGGUGGCACAUUCACCGACGGUGCAAUGCUAAAUAUUGACAAUCUUCCCUCAAAAGCCAGAAAGAAUUUAUUGGAGAGCUUGUUUGGGCCAUCCGGUAUGCAGUAUUCGCUUGGGCGGGUACCCAUUGGUAGUAACGAUUUCUCGACGAGACCUUAUACAUAUGAUGAUUGGGAUGAUGAUGUACAACUGCUCAAUUUUACAUUGAUGGAUGAGGAUAUAUCGCAUAGAGGUGCCGGUGCCUUACUGCACGAGUUAAAUAGGACGGAUUAUUGGAAAAUCUAUGCAAAUUAUAUGCUAAGAUAUUUCGAAGAAUAUUCAAAACAUGGGAUUAACUUUACGAUGGUCUCCUCGCAGAACGAGCCGAACCUAUCGAAGUCACCUAAUUUCCCGUGGCAAGCUAUGUUUUUCACGCCGAAUAUGCUUGUGGAAUGGGUUCAGAAGUAUUUAGGACCGGCAUUACGAACCAACAACGCUACAAAAAACCUCGAACUUUUAUCUUUGGAAAUGAGUCGCGAACAGUUGGAGGAAUACUCGAAGGCUUUAUUGGCCGAUGAUCGUGCCAAAAACUUUAGUUCUGGAAUCGGUUUGCAUUGGUAUGCUGAUGACAAAAUCGACGCCUCGAUCCUUCGGAAAACUGUCACAGAAUGGGGUGGACGAUAUGUUAUUUAUACUGAAUCGGCUAACGGAUGGCUGACAAAUGAUGUUAUAUUGGGUUCCUGGGAUAGAGCCGAAAAUUAUGUAAAGUCUAUCAUGGAGGUGGUAAAUAAUGGAGGUGCUGGCUGGAUUGACUACAAUCUAUGCGUUGAUAUGAAUGGGGGUCCAUCUUGGAUUGGGAAUAAUAUGGAUGCUGCAAUCGUUGUCGACAAACAAAAUCGUAGCUUCCUCAAACAACCGAUGCUCUAUGCCGUUGGGCAUUUUAGUAAAUUUGUGCGGCCUGGGGCUGAUUAUAUGGCUUCACGUUUCUCCCCAAAUCAGGAUUUACCUCAAAUCCAUCAUGCCGCGUUUGUAAAUAAAGAUGGUAGUCGAGUGCUAGUUCUCUAUAAUAGUGAUUCGGAACAGGAAUGCAACAUUUCAGUAAUCGAUGAUUCACGUUCUUCCGGGCUUCUUCCGGUCACCUUACCACCAAGCUCAAUCGCUACUGUACUGUGGGGUUUCAAUACAAGACCGGCCGUUAGUGAAGCCCAGAUGAGCCCAGCCAAAGAAGAUAUUGAAGACCAGGAUGCUGCCACCCUGGAAAGGGAAGAAAUUGUGGCCACAACUACCGUAGGAAAUCUGAGCCCGAUACUCUCAUCUUAUUUCCAAUUCCCAAUAAUUCUCUCAAUCAUAAUUCGAGUGCUCAUC
Molecule: messenger RNA, 1644 nt
Organism: Mesorhabditis spiculigera
Lineage: Eukaryota; Metazoa; Nematoda; Chromadorea; Rhabditida; Rhabditidae
Source: the annotation of a GenBank genome assembly